This is a messenger RNA of Owenia fusiformis, 2468 nucleotides long. The record is from the annotation of a GenBank genome assembly. Lineage: Eukaryota; Metazoa; Annelida; Polychaeta; Sabellida; Oweniidae.
UCGCACAGCAAGUACUGACUCACUUUGGCAUGUCAGUUUCCAAGUAGCUUAUAAAGCAAUAAUCACUAAUUACUGGGGCAUUUUCACAUCAGGCAUUUGAUAAGCAGCAGUCGAUCUCACAACAUCACAUUUACAUUGGAGAAGUUUGGAACUUUUAUUCACCUAGUAAAGUUUGAUAAAUACUUGAUAGUUAUGGCAUUGAUUGCAAGACCAACACCUGGGUUUGAAGGAUUUAAGCCAUUGGUGAAUGAAGAUUUGAACGGAGACUCAGAUAUGGACUCAGUGUCAGAUGUCGCUAGUGAAGGAGGUCAGGAGAUAAAUAAGAUUGACUCAGCAAAAAUCGAUCCCGCACAUCGUGAAAUUUUGGAGAAAUUGAAACGUCAAGAACGCGAGGAGAGAGCUGAAAUUGAAGAAGAGUUGCGAAUUCAAAAAGAGGUUCUUGCACGUCAUGAAGAAUUCAGGGCUCGUGAAAUCAGAAUGGCACAUGAUCGUGAACGGGAACAAGAUUUACGCAAACACGCAGCUCUAGAUUUGCGGGAUAAAAUUCAAUCACGCCCAUUAAGCAGCACCCUUAUGCCUCAUGGGAUCAAUGACUUAAGUAUGUAUAAAGACAGAACAGUUAUGGAUCGUCCCCUCGAUCCUUUCAAAUCUGAACGAUCAAGUCUUGAUAUGCUGACUCAUCAUGCAGCAUAUCUGGAAAGGGCCUACCCCCGCCCCUCUCCCCCACCCCCAGAAAUGAUGGGGGAGGGACCCGCCCAUCAUUGGACGUUUGAAGAACAAUUUAAACAGUUGUAUGAAUUAUCAGAUGAUCCCAAAAGACGCGAGUUUUUAGACGAUCUGUUUUCUUUCAUGCAAAAGAGAGGAACCCCUGUAAACAGGAUCCCAAUUAUGGCCAAGCAGACACUUGAUUUAUAUGAGCUCUUCAAACUGGUGGUGUCAAAAGGUGGUCUCGUGGAAGUCAUCAACAAGAAAUUAUGGCGAGAAAUCACAAAAGGUCUAAAUUUGCCAUCCAGUAUAACUAGUGCAGCAUUUACACUGCGAACACAGUACAUGAAAUACCUCUACCCUUAUGAAUGUGAAAAACUUAAACUCAGUUCACCAACUGAGCUUCAAUCUGCCAUCGACGGCAACAGAAGAGAAGGACGUCGCCCAAGUUACGGCUACGACCUCUCCCCCGGGGCACCUACCCUCCUCUCCCCCUCCCCCCAUCACAUAAAUGGACUUUUCAACGGCCACUCAAGACAUACUGUGGGUACACCCCCCAUGAUGCCACCAAUGGCCCAUCACCAUCACCCGUCAUUGAUGAAUGGCCUCCAUCAUCCCAGUCAUCCAACCCCCAUACACAACCGACCACGUAGCACAGGGUCAUCAGAUGAUAACCGUAGCCCUAGCCCACCUUCAACACCUAGUCGUCUGCAGCAACAACAAGCACUACACAGUUUAACAGAGCGGGACGCUAUCGCGAUGGAAGCAGCGUCACGUGCGAUGGAAGAAGCUACUCGUAAAAUGGAAAUGGCGUCACGUGUUGCACUAGAACGUGCAGCUGAACGAGCGACAAGUACAAAUUCUAAUGAACAUACUUCGUCACAUAAACGACCAAGCCCAUCAUGUAGUCCAAAAUCUGAAGAUAAUAGAAAAAGCGACCCCGAAAUUGAUGAACCAUCACCGAAAAAGAUGGCGCUAGCAGAAGAUGAAAGGUUAUUAUCACACGUAGGAAUGAACAAUGCCCAUCUGAAAAUUACAAGUCGAAGUGACGGGAAAUCAGACUUCGACAAUUCCUUAGUAAUCAGCAUGGAGAUAAAUGGUAUAAUGUAUCAAGGGGUCCUAUUUGCACAAGCUCCAAGAAGACUUUAAGACUCCUUAGAAUAGCUAUAAACUUUUGUAAAUAAUGUAUCAAUGGAUGAAAACCCACACAAAUGUAGAUGAAACCCUCCCAAAUAGGCCAAAACCUACCUAAAUAUGAAUAAUAUGAGGAGAAAGUGUCUCUCUGUGUUAAAGGGAGUAACAUAUUCAUGUCAAAAAACUGAAGUGAGAAGCGAGGGUGACUUAUAUGCCACCACUAAAAAGUAGCGACAUAUCGUUAAAGCCGCCAUUUUUAUGAAUGGUGUUGGUGUCUAUACGCAACAAUUGUUGCACAUUUGUAUUUUUGAGUUAAGUAUUGGUCAGAUGCCUUGGAACUUAUACUGAGAACACGUCUUCGAGUGUUGUAAUUCUAAAAGUGAUACAUAGCAAUAUCUGUAACCAUGGCAAUGAAUAAGGGGACUUUUGUGCAACCAGGUGAUAACUGUUCGUUGUUUUUUUGUAUUAUUUCACCAGCAUCUAUGAAUGUUCAUCUCUCUGAUUAGCUUGUAUAAUUCAAAAUAUGCCAUCUCAGAAUACAGUAAAACUUGUAAAUUGAAUACUAUUUGGAACCUCUAAAAUGUUUCAGGUUCAUUGAACAUUGAUCGAAAACGUAAACACUAUGUAAA